Drosophila ficusphila is the source of this 2959-nucleotide messenger RNA. Its product is annotated as homeobox protein araucan. The coding region runs from base 468 to 2609 and encodes 713 amino acids. Lineage: Eukaryota; Metazoa; Arthropoda; Insecta; Diptera; Drosophilidae. The transcript is spliced from 5 exons. Gene Ontology annotation, cellular component: nucleus. Gene Ontology annotation, biological process: regulation of transcription by RNA polymerase II; cell development; neuron differentiation. The record is from RefSeq and is a predicted model, not a curated record. Gene Ontology annotation, molecular function: DNA-binding transcription factor activity, RNA polymerase II-specific; RNA polymerase II cis-regulatory region sequence-specific DNA binding.
CGUGUUCGAACGUUAUAAGGUGCACAUCUGGAGGAGCGUGUGCUAAAAAACGCGCGUUUUGCCGUCGAUAUUUCGUCGAAUUUUUCGUUUGCGUUUGCGAGUCUUGCCGCCGCGUUUUUCGUUGCGAGUGUUGCAAAAAAAAAAAAAAUAAAAAAAAAAAAAUAAAUAAAAGAAAAGCAUAAAGAGUGACAGAAUACAGCUGCAAUCCCUGAGAUACUUUUGGAUAUAUUGUACCUUCGGUUGGCCUAAUGUCGUUGCUGUUGUCGUUGUUUCCGGUGACUGUGAACAGACCUAAUCAAAACUGAGCUGUUAACUGUAUAAGCACAUCACUUGACUUCACAUUUGAUGUAGCUGGUAUAUAUCCUUUAGAAGACUGUUCCACGAGAGAGAGCGAGAGAGAGAGAGAGAGAGAGAGUUACUUUAAGACUAGGUCUUAUAGCGAUAUAGUCGAAUAGUCACUUAGCGAUAUGGCUGCCUACACACAAUUCGGAUACGGAGGCUUUCCGUCGGCCUCGCAGCUCCUGCCGCCAAGUGCCCAGCCGCCGGAGGACGCUUCCGCGAAUGUGAACGUGAAUGUGAAUGUGAACGAGGCGCUGGUGAUGACAAACGCCCCGGCGAUGAGCCCCGCGGGCGGUCCGGAUUGUCAGGGCAGCCAGCCGCCUGGAGGAGCUGGCGGAGAUGCCUCCUCGGGGGCGCUCAGUCCCAAUGCGCUUUCGCAGAACUCCAAUGCAGCAACGGUGGUUGGAGCAGGAUCCUCAGCGGGUGGAGGAGGGGGAGGUGGAGCGGAUCUGGCCACCGGUGGCUCCCUGGACGGCAAUGGUGUGGGCACGACGCCCACGGCCGGCGGUGCUGGUGGUGGUGGUGGUGGUGGAUCCUGCUGCGAGAACGGGCGGCCCAUAAUGACCGACCCGGUGUCGGGUCAGACGGUCUGCUCCUGCCAGUACGACUCCGCCCGCCUCGCCCUCUCCAGCUACUCCCGCCUGCCGGCGGCCAGCGUCGGCGUCUACGGUACGCCCUACCCCUCGACGGACCAAAAUCCCUACCAGAGCAUCGGAGUGGACAGCUCCGCCUUCUAUUCGCCGCUGAGCAAUCCGUACGGACUGAAGGACACGGGAGCGGGUCCGGAAAUGGGAGCUUGGACCUCGGCCGGUUUGCAGCCCACCACGGGCUAUUAUUCCUACGAUCCCAUGUCGGCCUACGGUUAUGGCGCUAGUUACGAUCUGGCGGCCCGACGCAAGAACGCCACGCGGGAAUCGACGGCCACGCUGAAGGCCUGGCUAAAUGAGCACAAGAAGAACCCUUAUCCCACCAAGGGCGAGAAGAUAAUGCUGGCCAUCAUCACCAAGAUGACCCUCACCCAGGUGUCCACCUGGUUCGCCAAUGCCCGUCGUCGGCUGAAGAAGGAGAACAAGAUGACCUGGGAGCCGAAGAACCGAACGGAUGACGACGAUGAUGCCAUGGUGUCCGAUGAUGAAAAGGAUAAAGAGGACUUGGAGCCGAGCAAGGGCAGCCAGAGUGGCAGUUUGGCCAAAGAUGAGACCAAAGAGGAGGAGGAUGCCAUAGACGAGGACCAAAAGUGCUUGGGUCAGGCGAACAUUCUGCGAGCUGGCUUUGGUUAUCCCUCUAGUGGAGCUGGUGGUUAUCCCGGUGGAGGUGGCUCCUCGAGUGGCCACCCCGGUGGCUACCAUCCUUAUCACCAUCAGCAUCCCGCUUACUAUCAAGCUGGUCAGCAGGGAAUGUUGCCUUUCCAUGGGGAGAGCUCCAAACUGCAGGGCGAACUUGGGGAUUCAAAAAACCAGCUAGGCCGGGAUUGUGGCGUGCCGAUUCCAGCUACCAAGCCGAAGAUCUGGAGUCUGGCCGACACAGUUGGCUGCAAGACCCCGCCCCCGGCCUACAUGGGUCACCAAUCGAUGCCGCUGCAACAGCAGCAACAGCAACAGCAACAGCAGCAACAGACGCAACAGCAAUAUCCGCCGCAGGAUGCAGGACGAGAGCAACAGCUGUUCAAUGGGGCCGCAGCUCCCUACCUGAGGCCCCACACCACGGCAUACGGGGGUUUUCUAGGGGCUACGACCCAGCAGCUGCAUACUACGAGCAGCAGUAUCCCCUACAGCAAUAUGCACCCGCAGCAGCAGCAGCCGCAGCAGCAGCAGCAGCAGCAGCAGUUGCAAGUGGGCGGUACCAUCCAUACUACGGCAAGUUCGAGCGGACCACUGCAGUUCCAACUGCAGCGGCAACAUCCGCAGCAGCAGCAACUGCAGCAGCAGCAGCUGCAACAAUCUCAGUCCACAGCGAAUCAGCGGGCGAUGGGGUUUCUCGAAGCCCAACCAGAUACUCCACCCCAAACUCCGCCGAAUAUGAAGGUGCUGAGCGGAGCUUUGAGUCUCCUGCCUACCGCUUCUCAAGCCCCUAUGACCGCUACCUGUCGCAGCAGUAAUGCCUUUGGCUUCUCCUCGAACUACCCCAUGAACUUCUCGGCCAGGAUUGGGGAGUACUCCCCGCGGGAUGACUACAGCAGCGGGAACAGCAGCAGCAGCAGCUCCUCGUCGCCGCAACUCCAGCGAAAUGAGGCCAUGUUCAAGCCGCUCUUCAAGAAGUUCACCAACUAAAUCGGACUGGAAAUAUAUAUAUAUAUAUAUUAUAUAUAGAAAAGUAUAUCUUUGGGAUCGUGCAAGAACCAGACGGAUUGUGUAAUAUUAACUGUAGCCGUGUAGCGCGUUAAGUAACUUCAAGUUUCAUUCAAGUUAUGCAUCGUAUCUAGAGUACCAGAUCAAAUGUUUCUCUUCAAACUGCAAUGUAAGCUUAGGCUAAAUACUAAAUACUAAACUAGCGCAAUAAGAUUGUAAACUGUGAUACGUUUUUCAUUGUCUAACAGACUUCACACUAAACACUUCGUCUAUAUGAACACAUAAUCUAAAUAAUUUUAACUCGUUUAAUAAAAUUCUUUAUAAUCAUGAAA